Molecule: messenger RNA, 1708 nt
Organism: Hirundo rustica (Barn swallow)
Lineage: Eukaryota; Metazoa; Chordata; Aves; Passeriformes; Hirundinidae
Exons: 2
Coding region: 259-1353 (364 amino acids)
Source: RefSeq, a predicted model, not a curated record
UGGAGCUCCGGGCCCGGCCGCUCCCCGAGGCGCCCGCGGAGCUGCAGCGGGAGCUGGAGCGGCUCCGGCUCGGCCGCGGCGGCCUGGAGGAGCAGAUCGCGCUGCUCAAGGAGCAGGAGCUGCAGCGACAUCCCAGCGGAACUUAGGGAAUUGCGGGAAUUCCGGGACAUCCGCAGGGACCGGCACAGCUCCGCUCAGGGAUGAGCGGGAUCCAUCCCCGAUCCCAAAACCCGCUGCAGAGCCUGGCAGAACUCAGGGAUGGGGAGAUCCAUCCUCAUCUCCAUCCCUGAUCCCAUCCCCGAUCCCAAAACCCACAGCAGAGCCGGGCAGAACUCAGGGAUGGGGAGAUCCAUCCCCAUCCCUGAUCCCAAAACCCACAGCAGAGACCAGCACAGCUCUGGGAUUGGAGGAUCCGUCCCCAUCCCCAUCCCCAUCCCUGAUCCCAAAAUCCACAGCAGAGACCAGCACAGCUCUGGGAUUGGAGGAUCCAUCCCCAUCCCCAUCCUCAUCCCUGAUCCCAAAACCCACAGCAGAGCCCGGCACAGCUCAGGGAUUGAAGGAUCCAUCCCCAUCCCUGAUCCCAAAACCCACAGCAGAGCCCGGCACAGCUCUGGGAUUGAAGGAUCCAUCCCCAUCCCCAUCCCCAUCCCUGAUCCCAAAAUCCACAGCAGAGCUGGGCACAGCUCUGGGAUUGGAGGAUCCAUCCCCAUCCCUGAUCCCAAAACCCACAGCAGAGCCCGGCACAGCUCUGGGAUUGGAGGAUCCAUCCCCAUCCCUGAUCCCAAAAUCCACAGCAGAGCCCGGCACAGCUCAGGGAUUGAAGGAUCCAUCCCCAUCCCUGACCACAAAACCCACAGCAGAGCCUGGCACAGCUCUGGGAUUGGAGGAUCCAUCCCCAUCCCUGAUCCCAAAACCCACAACAGAGCCCGGCACAGCUCUGGGAUUGGACGAUCCAUCCCCAUCCCCAUCCCUGAUCCCAAAACCCACAGCAGAGCCCGGCACAGCUCUGGGAUUGGAGGAUCCAUCCCCACCCCCAUCCCUGAUCCCAAAAUCCACAGCAGAGCCUGGCACAGCUCUGGGAUUGGAGGAUCCAUCCCCAUCCCCCAUCCCAAAACCCACAGCAGAGCCCGGCACAGCUCUGGGAUUGGAGGCUCCGUCCCCACCCUUGUGCUCCAAGCCCACAGCGAUUUUUGUCUCCGCAUUCCCUUUUCUCCAGGAACGGUUUUUGUCUCCGCAUUCCCUUUUCUCCGGGAAAACGCUGCACUUUUCCCACCAGCAGACACAAUUUCUCUAUUUUUGGUACAAUUUAGGACCUCAUGGAUGGUUCACCCAUUUUCCUGUUGUGUUUUUUAACCAAAAAACGGGGAAUAUUCCCUUGUUUUCACCCCAGAAGACCCAACUGAUCUAUUGCUCUUUAGCCUCCUAAUUUUCCCCCUUUUUCUAACAGAAAACUCCCCGGAUUUGUGCUUUUUGAAGGAUUUUUUUAGGAACUAGCGGGGUUUUUGUACAGAAUUUUUGGGAAUUUGGGGUUUUUACUGGUGCUCCGGGGCAGGCCGAGGUUGGGAAAGCCACGGGAACAGAGGGGGUGGCUCUGACCCCCCUCAGUCGUGUUGGGAAUAAACGUGGGAAAUCCAGAACUGGGAGUUCUGAGGGAUUUCUUGGGGGAAGUUGGCAUUUUUGGGAAUGCCCAGAUUUGAAUUGGGUUUGG